Molecule: messenger RNA, 1264 nt
Organism: Arabidopsis thaliana (thale cress)
Lineage: Eukaryota; Viridiplantae; Streptophyta; Magnoliopsida; Brassicales; Brassicaceae
Exons: 3
Coding region: 284-775 (163 amino acids)
Source: RefSeq, marked reviewed
GCAAGCUGGGGAACAAAAGGACAUGUAAUAAAGAUAGCUUGGACUUCAGAGAUGAUUUGGUCGCUGAUAUUGUCCUAGUUAGAUUGAAAAAAACUCGCUGAGAAGCCAUCAGGACCCGGGGCCUUGUCAGGAUGAAUAGAGAAACAAGGAGUUGGCAUUAGUAUGAGUUUGUCAUUCAUAUCUUGGGAGAUACUUGGUUUUAGGGUUGUAUUGACAAUUGAUUUUUUUCUCCAGGAAUUGAGGGUGUUGAUGUUCCAGUGUUUGCCAUAGCUGGAAAGUGGGAAUGUUCACAACGUCUAAAAAGCCUCCAGUAGCUUUAAGUAGCACUGUCGCGCCGAAAAGUUUCUUGCUUGUAAAGGAGACAAAGGCACAUUUAAAUUUUUGCCACUCUAUUGAGCCCAGUGUUGGUGGGGACAUCCAAAAAUUUGAUUGGCGUGAGCUUGGGGAAAGUUUUGGAACUGCCAAAUACAUUCCAAGGGAGCUGGAGAGCGUUCGUGUUGAGUCUCAAGUAGUUCAGUUUGUUACUGCUCCAACAACAGAGACCAAUGGUGACGUAGAUGAUGGCGCAGGAAAAUACUUUUCAAGUGAGGUGGAGGGCGUUCAUGUUGAGUUGGCAGUGGUUAAGUCUGUUAGUGCCCCAACAACAGAGACAAAUGGUGAAGCAGUUGAUGGUGCAGAGGAGUGGCUUGUUCGAGGAAUUAGGCGUGACGACAAAGCUCUGUGGACUGAACAUGCGUCUGAUGUUUGCAAUGAUUUAGAUAUGGCGGGAUUAUAAGUCUAGCUGAUGCAGGCACGCCAUCUUUGAGUACUCACAUUGAUGGAAGAUGCGAGGAAGAUUUCUUUGCCAACUACUCUGAGGAUGAGGUUGAUCAGAGGGAGCUAGAGGCUUUAGAAAGAGCUGAAGCGGAAAAGGCUCGUGUUAAAGGCAUUAGUCUCCGGUACUGCCUAGUCCCACGGCUUCUUAUCCAACGAAUCUGAUCUUCAAUGAGGUUUGCAAUCUCAAGUGCUUCAGUGAAACUUGAUACCUUAUUGAGAAAGUUAUCUAGUACCAAAAAGCCUUGAUCCAUAGAACCGCAACAUAGGAGGAAGAUUGCAAAAGCAAACUGAGCAUGGAAUUGGUUCCUUAACCUUAUUUUUAAAUGCUGGGAAAACAAACUUAUUUUGUAUGCCUUUUGGAACUUGAAUUUGGUAGUGUUUAGAUUGACUUGUUUGUUUUCAAAACAAUUUAUUACUUUUGGAUGAUAAGCAACAUUUUUAUUAGGAA